Messenger RNA from Salvia miltiorrhiza (redroot sage), 806 nucleotides. Its product is annotated as HVA22-like protein f. The transcript has 5 exons. The coding region runs from base 80 to 550 and encodes 156 amino acids. The record is from RefSeq and is a predicted model, not a curated record. Lineage: Eukaryota; Viridiplantae; Streptophyta; Magnoliopsida; Lamiales; Lamiaceae.
CUUCAAACAGUUGCAACAUAUCUUUCCUAACUUUUAUCAAUCAAUUAAAAAAGAAAACAAUCUCAGUAUUCUUACAGACAUGGGUUUUCUUGGAGCCCUUGCAAGAAACUUGGAUGCUCUUCUCGGGCCUGGAGUAAUGCUUCUAUAUCCCUUAUAUGCAUCCAUGAGAGCUAUUGAGAGCCCAUCACCCUUAGAUGAUCAACAAUGGCUGACAUAUUGGGUUCUCUACUCCUUCCUAACAUUGUUCGAGCUCUCAUGUUGGAAGAUCCUUCAAUGGCUUCCUUUCUGGCCGUACAUGAAGCUUAUAUUCUGCUUGUGGCUGGUUCUCCCCAUCUUCAACGGCGCAGCUUACAUCUACGAGAAUUUCGUGAGAAGAUACGUUAAAGUUGGGAGCUACGUGAGCUCGAAUCUUCCAGAAGGUCAGAGGAAGGUUCUUCAGAUGAUGAGCCUUGAUGCUAGAAAAUCAGUUGAGAGAUACAUCGACAAAUAUGGCCCCGAAGCCUUCGACAGGGUCGUCAAAGCGGCUGAGAGAGAAGCAAAGAAACACUGAGGAGUUAUGAUAUUAAUUCUUCAAUUUCCAUAGAGAUUAAACUAAAGAAUCGGUGAAGCUUAGAUUAAUUAAUGCUCUGUAAUGAUUCAUAGGAAAUUAAUUAAUUACCGUAAUAUUCAAAUUGUAGCAGUAGUUGUUGAGCUCUCGAUUUGCCCAUUCAGUUAAUUUCCUUUUUCAUCUUCGAUUAAUUGUUGUCUUCUGGCUUAAACAAAUGAUCUGUUUUUAUACAAUAUUAAUAUAUAUGUUGUUUAAUUGA